Agelaius phoeniceus (red-winged blackbird) is the source of this 2608-nucleotide messenger RNA. RefSeq names its product chromosome 2 C3orf38 homolog (gene C2H3orf38). NCBI's taxonomy places the organism in Eukaryota, Metazoa, Chordata, Aves, Passeriformes, Icteridae. The record is from RefSeq and is a predicted model, not a curated record.
AUGGCGGGUCCGGGGCUGAGCGAGCGGGAGCGGGCGGGGUGCCGGGACCUGCUGGAGCUCCUGCACACCGAGGAGCUGCUGGCGCUCACCGACACCGUCACCAACCGCCUGGUGCACCCGGAGAGCCGCCAAGAGGCUAUUCAUGCUAUUCUGGUGUACAGCCAAAACGUGGAGGAACUUCUGAGGCGCCGGAAAGUCUACAGAGAAAUCAUCUUCAAGUAUUUGGCGGCGCAGGGAAUCUCGGUGCCUCCCUCCUCGGAGAAACAUGUCCUGAUCGAGCGUGUGAGGCAGCUCUGGAGCGGGCAGCUCACGGCUCGAGCCCCGGAGCCAGGGCACAGAAAACCUCCUGCGCAGAGUUAUGGAAAUGGACAGAAGUCACCACAAGAUGACAUUGUUGGCCUAGGAGGAGAAUUCUGCCAGUGGUACUUUGAACUCCUGAACUCUCAGCACCCUUUGGGAGUAAAAUCUGAAGCAACAUGGGGACCACAGCAUUUCUGGGAGGAUGCCAAACUGAAGUUCUGUUACAACACUUUGGAAAAAAACGUGGAACAGUAUGUGGGUGCAGACAUGGUGAGCCUGCGCCUGCUGUCCUUGGUUAAAGAAGAAUGUCUCCUCUUCAACCCAAAUUUGCAUUCCAGUGGCCUGAAAUGUGCCAUGUCCCCUCAUGGAUUGGUGCUGGUGGCAGUGGCUGGCACAGUUCACAGAGACAACACUUGUUUGGGUGUCUUUGAGCAGAUCUUUGGGCUCAUCAGCUGCCCCAUGAGGAAUAACACCUGGAAAAUAAAAGUGGUGAACCUUAAAAUAGUAGGGCAGAACGCUCUGGAGCCUGGGAUGCAAAUGGAACAACCUUCCAUAAAAUAUGAGUCAAACCAACUGAGAGAGUUCUAUGAUGGGCAUGAACUGACUGUGUUUGAACCUCAGAAAUUCUGAGCAUUUUGUCACAGCUGAGAGAGGGGCUGGGUUGUUGCUGCCAUGCAGUUUCUCUUCUCUGAGUAAGAUUUGCUGAGUGGCAGGCUGAGAUACAGGGUAUUAACACAAGUGAUGCUUGUGGGCACUUUCCAAGAGCUAACAAAUAUUUUUAUGGGUAUUCCUUCAGGUUUUUCACUGUCAUUAGAGUGGAGUUUGGUUAUUCAUGGUUGCAUUUAAAUAUGGAUUGGCAGCCAUGUGUAAUGAGGGGUUCACAAAUUGUACAUUCUCUUCAGGACACCAUUUGAAACUCUCACCUGAGCUGUAGCAGGAAGUCAUUGCAUCUGGUUUUGGAAAUUUGGGAGGGCUAAGUGUUUAAAUGGACAUCUGAGUCCCAGGAAAACCAAUAGAAAACUCAAAACAAAACACUGUGAAUGGAGGCAGCUGCUGUGGAUGUUCUAAAUGUGUUUUAAUGGGACAGUGCAGGGAACUUGGCAUUGUUGAAAUCUUUUUUUUUUUUUAGCUUCUUUGCAUUGAUUGCUUCCUGUCCUUUUACCUUAUGGUUCCAGUUUUGUCUUGAACACACACAAGUUUUUCUGUCCAUGUCCCCAAGCAGGCAGACUUGAGAUGGGUGCCCAUUUCUAGCACUGACUGUCCUGGAUCAAGAACUUGAUUUCAAAACUUGCAGCAACACUGUAUGAACCAAAUGCUCUGAUAGUUUUUUUGUAUGUAAUUACAACAGAGUUUUUAAUAUAAUAGUUGUGAUUUUUGUAUGUUUUCUCAAGAUCAGUAUUUUGUUUACUCUGAGCUGUUUUAUUACAGGUACUGAAAGUCCAUUUGUUACCACUGGGUGGUUACAGUGAUAGGUCACACUAAGAAAAGUACCCAAUUACUACUUAAUAAUAGGAAAUUAUUGAAAUUAUUGCCACUGUAAAACUUGAUUUUUUUUUUUUUACUGCAUUUAUUUAUAGGGGAUUAGAGGUGAAGUGAGGUGAAAACUUGUUUUUCUGCAUCCUGUUUGAUUGUUUGGGAGUUUUGUUUUCAUUUUCUGGCUUCACUGUUUAAAGUUCUGAAAGCGUAAACAUUCCCCAUAACUUAGCAGAACCAGAAGAACUGUUCCCAGGUGUGUGGUGGUGAAGUAUGGCUGGGUGAGAGGAAACAAGGAGGUUCAGGUAUGCACAGAACUGAUCUUUGUGAACAGUCUGAAUCUUGCUUUCUCCUUAAAGUAAUUUCUUUUCUAAGCAAAAGUUCAAAUACUGUGUUGGGAUGUUCUUAAUAAACAACUGAGUUGUGGCUUCUAAUUUGUCUAUUGUUUAGAAUAAAUAUCCUUACUUAGAGUUCCAAAUUCAAUUUUCAAAUCAUCAACACAGACAGAAUGUUUUAAGAGUAGAAGAAUAUUUGUGGCAAAGGUUUUAGCUUAACCUUGACUUUAAGGGAAAAGUUAGGACUUGUUUAAAUGGAGAUGGACAAGUUUCAAAAAGCUGAAAUUUUUACUGGAGUGAUUUCAUCCCUCUUUUUAGAUGCUGCUGUUCAGAGCUGAAGGAAUUGUUGAUUUACCAUUGGAAGCACUGGAUAUUUAGUUGUAUUUAGGAGAUUGAAAACAUGAAGUAAAAUUUCUUCAAAACUGUUGUCAUCCAUUUUUCCUCUGUUUCUUACCACAACAAAUAUUUUCAAUAACAGUUUCUUAUGUCUAUCACUACCA